AUGGAAUCGAGCACCUUACCACCAGUUUAUAAAAUGUUCGAAAUAAACGGCUGGCUAUCUGUUAUGAUACUAUUUUUAUUUGCAAUUGUUGCAUUUUUGUAUAUUGUUCUUCUAAUUGCUCUAUUUCCUCUUUUUGUGAUCACUAGCAUUUUGAAUCGAGAACGGGAUCGAGAGACCUUAAUCUAUCCAAUAACUAAUCAUUUUUUCAAAGCAAUCUGUUUGUAUUAUUUGUUUUUCCUCCUAUUCGCAAUGUUCAUUGUAUUCUUCUCUUCGGCGAUUAUAACUCCAGCUAUGUUCGUGUUUAUGGUUCUCAUUUGUCAUACUCAUCAUAUAAUUGUGUCUCUUUUGGCUAUUCAGAGAUUUCUUCUCUACUUCUUCUCUUUUCUUGAACCAUAUAUAACACCAAGAAAACCAAAGUUUAUACGGAUCUACAUUUUGUUUUUCUUGCUUUUCGCAUUACUGGUUUUCCUCGAUAAGUCAACUGAAAAAGAAAAUUGGCUUUUAAUAUAUUACAUUACUUUGAAUAGUGUUUUAUUUCUAUGUGCUGCAUUGUACAUCCCAAUGGUUAUCAGUAUUCGAAAAUUGCAACAUUUAGCAUCAUCGAUUAAAAAUAAGCCACAUAAGUAUAUCAUGUAUCAGACUACACUUAUUAUUGCUUUCAAAAUAGCACAAUUAUUUACCACACUUUUAUUCGUGUUCGGCGGAGAUGCCUUCUCCAAUAAUUUUCCUUUUCUUUGUGUACUUGAUUUGUUUUCCACUCCAGCGACUAUUCAAUUGUCAUAUUUGUUAUGUAACAAGAAGACUUUAGCUGAUGUACGGAAACGAUCAACGCUGAGAAAUGUUUUUCGGAUAGUUUUCAAAAAGUCUACUGUGGAGCCGUCAUUGGAAGAAGUCACAACAGCUGCUCCGCCAACUUGA
Molecule: messenger RNA, 918 nt
Organism: Caenorhabditis briggsae
Lineage: Eukaryota; Metazoa; Nematoda; Chromadorea; Rhabditida; Rhabditidae
Gene: Cbr-srz-1
Product: Protein CBR-SRZ-1
Exons: 5
Coding region: 1-918 (305 amino acids)
Source: RefSeq, a predicted model, not a curated record